Molecule: messenger RNA, 2195 nt
Organism: Arachis ipaensis
Lineage: Eukaryota; Viridiplantae; Streptophyta; Magnoliopsida; Fabales; Fabaceae
Source: RefSeq, a predicted model, not a curated record
AUAUUCUUGUUGUGAUCAUCAUAUAUAUAUAUAUAAACAUCAUAAACCUGUCUCUGUUCUCUCUCUUACUUCUUCAUCGGAGAAUUAUUGAAGCCUGAAGAAGCUGAUGAUGAAGUAGCAGCACAAGCACAUAAUAAUUAAGAACAAGAAAUAUCAAAUAAUAAUUAUAUCAACAAAUUAAAGAUCAGAGUAGUAAGUAAGGUUCUUGCAAGAGUGAGUGAUGAAGCAACGGUCAACCAACAACCCACAGGCUUUCUGGGGAAGCGUGGUGAUGCGCAAAUGGCUUAACAUGGGAACUAAUCAAACUGAUUACACUGCUGAUGACCCUGAUGACCAGAAUGAUCCUGAUUCUCAUUCUGAUUCUGAUUCUGAUUCUCCUCAUUCUCAUACUAAUCAAGAUUUUAUUCCAAGAUUAAGGAGGCAAAAGUCAUUAACUUCCAGGGCUCAGUACAUAAACAACAAGGAACUCAGAAUAUGUGUUGGGACAUGGAAUGUUGGAGGAGAAGCUCCCCCUGAUGAUUUAGACAUUGAUGAUUGGUUAUGCAUCAACCACCCUGCCGAUAUCUAUGUUCUUGGUUUUCAAGAGAUUGUACCUUUGAACCCUGGCAAUAUCUUUGGUGCUGAAGACACUCGGCGCGUGCCAAAAUGGGAAAACAUCAUCAGAGAAACACUUAACAGAGUUAGGCCACCGGCAACUAAGAUGAAAUCCUUCAGUGAUCCUCCCUCGCCCUCCAGAUUCAAGCCAACGGCCGACAUCCCGGAUGUAGCAGAAGAGAUUCUACUUGAGGAAAGUGACAGUGACAUCGGCGAAGAAGUUCAUCCAUUCAAUGAAGAAGAAGGCAACAAUGUUGGUGACAUUGCCACAGAAGAAUCCAUCACAAAUGCUGAUCCUGAUUUGCAAAGCCAGUUACCUUCUUACCCAAGAAAGCUGAACAGGCUGAACUGUUUUCGCAACGAAGACUCGCCCGCGGAGGAAAACAUAAACAUGGACACAUCAAUGCUGAGUGGAAGUGAAAGAAUUGGAUUGAGUUGGCCAGAGCAACCAAUGCAUCUGCAGCCACAGAAAGUGUUGAACAAAUCAAAGACUUUGAAGACUUUCAAGUCAUUUAAGACAAUGAAGUCUUUCAGAACUUAUGGUUCUUUCAAACCAACAACCAUGAUGGAUGACAUAGGUUUUCUUGGUGAGAUUGAUCUUGAAGCAUUGAUGAGGAGGAAGAGAAGAUCACCCUAUGUAAGAAUAGUGAGCAAACAGAUGGUUGGAAUCUUCAUCACCAUCUGGGUUCGGAGGAAUCUGAGGAAACACAUUCAGAAUUUGAAGGUUUCAACAGUUGGAGUUGGUGUUAUGGGAUAUAUUGGUAACAAGGGUUCAAUUUCUAUCAGCAUGUCCAUAUAUCAAACAUUGUUUUGUUUUAUAUGCACACAUCUGACUGCUGGUGAAAAAGAAGGGGAUGAACUCAGAAGGAAUGCUGAUGUGCGUGAGAUUCAUCACAGAACUCAUUUUCAUUCACUUUCUGAUAUUCAACUUCCAAUGAAUAUUCUUGAUCAUGAGAGAGUAAUUUGGUUGGGUGAUCUGAAUUACCGAAUCAAUUUGUCAUAUGAGAAAACAAGAGAUCUUAUCUCAAAAAAACAGUGGUCAAAAUUAUUUGAGAAAGACCAGCUAGCGAAAGAAAUGGAGAAGGGUGUGUUUGGAGGAUGGUCAGAAGGACAGUUAAACUUCGCACCAACUUAUAAGUAUGAGGCUAAUUCAGAUAAGUACUAUGGAGAGGAUCCAAAGAUAGGAAGACGUAUACCAUCAUGGUGCGAUCGCAUUCUUUCUUACGGAAGCGGAUUGAGAUUGAUAAGUUAUAGAAGAGAAGAGAUUAAACUGUCAGAUCAUAGGCCUGUAACUGCCACAUACAUGGCUGAGGUUGAGGUGUUCUCUCCAAGAAAGCUACAGAAGGCUUUAACUUUCACUGAUGCAGAAAUUGAAAAUGCAGAAGUCUUCAACAAUUUAGCUAAUUGGAAUAUUUAAUUAUUUACUACAGGGUCCAAUGAUAAUACCAACUUCUCAAAUACACACUACUAUAUUUAUUCAUUUUAUUUAUUUAUAUUCUUAAAUCAAUAUAUUCAUAAAUAUUUGCAUUGCAUGAUAUGUUUGUAAGGAAUCUUACUCUUACAAAAGGAUUUAAAGUUAGUUCAUAGAUUGGAUGUAUAUA